GUGCUGGCAUCUUGGCCAUGGCUAACGCGGGGCCGGACACCAAGAACAGCCAGUUCUUGACCCAUAUCCUCCAUGCCCAGUGGCUGGAUGGCAAGCACAGCAUCUUUGGGAGGGUCUGCCAGGGCCUGGGGGUGCUGGGCCGUCUGGCCAUGGUGGAGACCAACGCCCAGGACCGGCCCCUGGACGACGUCAAGAUCAUCAAGGCCUUU
Molecule: messenger RNA, 209 nt
Organism: Chaetura pelagica (chimney swift)
Lineage: Eukaryota; Metazoa; Chordata; Aves; Apodiformes; Apodidae
Gene: PPIL1
Product: peptidylprolyl isomerase (cyclophilin)-like 1
Exons: 2
Biological process (GO): protein peptidyl-prolyl isomerization
Cellular component (GO): catalytic step 2 spliceosome
Molecular function (GO): peptidyl-prolyl cis-trans isomerase activity
Source: RefSeq, a predicted model, not a curated record